AAAAUUUAAAAUUAUAUUAUAGCCCUUGGCUAAUAGAAAUUUCACCUGGAAUUUGCCCCAUUAAAAAAUAACAUGUGCGAUCCGAGCGAAAGUGCGUUGGACCGACAUUUCGAGUCCCAGGUACGCAUUUUAGAAGACAUCUACGCGUUGAAAAUUCGGGAAUCGGACUAUGGGAUGAGCCAGCGUUGGCUGCAGGUCUUCCAGGAGGCGCCCGGAAGCGAGAAAUAUGCGCGCAACUGCCUCAUGCUCUUGAUGUACAGCCAGUUGCGAGAAUUAGGUCGCCUAGGUAGGCCCUUCACCGAUAUGCAUAACUUGAGUCGGCAGCUGGAGGACGUGCUCUCCGAUUUUGAUGGCAAACUGAUCGACGAGGAUAUGGAAACAAAUGCCUCCGGCUACGGCAGUGACACGAGUCGGCUCUCAAAGGCCCACAAAGCCAUCAGUGAAUGUGACGAGUUCAGCAAAAACGUCAGCUCAUUGAAAGAGCGUCUAGAGGGCGGAGUGGAUGCGACCACCCCUCGAACUACUACGGAAAUGGUAAUCAAGGGCAAUGACGAGUUCAAGCGUCGCACGCAGGAGAACGAGGAGUUGCUCAAGGAGCUUGACAAACUGCACACACGUUCCCUAAAAAAUGAGCUGGAGUACAAGUCCAAGGUGACCGAAAUGACCGAUCUUACCGAGCACAAAAGGACUAUCGACAAUGUGAGCAAGGAGCGCAGCAAUGCUAUGGCAAUGAGUAUAUGCCGCAGCACCAAUGAAGCCAUUGAGCGUAUCAAACUAUGGACUGGUGGCAACGACCACUUGGAUUUUCUAGCCACUGCUCUCCGAUACUUUUCGGCUGAUGAUCCCCAACUGCAGGCGCAGCUGGAAAAACUGGACCGCAAACUGGAGUACCAGCUGGAAAAUAUUCAGGAGCAGGCCUGUGAGAGGCGCGAGAAGAAUGUUCGCAUCAUAUACGAUCAGGUGUUCCGAGAGCAGCGGGAUGCCCAGAAGCAAAAGGAUGAGCAAUUCAUGAGCGAGCGCCAGGCAUGGGCUCUUGAACGUCAGCAGCUCCAGCAGCUGCUGUGGAAGCGCGAUCAGCGGCAUCAGCAACUAGCCCAAGAACAACUUAUGGUUAUUGGGACUUCAAUUCCACGAAAUCCCCAGCUUUUCGGGUGUCAGUGCGAAUGCGAGCAACAAUCCUUCCCAAAUUGUUUCUACAGGCAAUCAUCGCCGGAUCCGAACAACUGCGCCCAAUGCCAAAUCGAGAGACAACAACAAAAGCUGCGUGCUGAUGGAAAAUUGCGGAAAAAUUUCCUCGAAAGCUGCGACUGCAACUAUAAUAAGCCAAGGUCGGAGCUAAACAAGGGCCAGUUGCAGAAAAAAUCACCCAAGUGGUAAACGAAAUCGCAGAAUGUGCAGAAAAAAAAACAAAUUGAUCUUUAAUAUAUAUUUUCUAGUUUGGGUUCUCACGUUAAAAUUUUGAAUAAAGAGCAUUCUUCAGGUUACUAAAACCAAA
Scaptodrosophila lebanonensis is the source of this 1495-nucleotide messenger RNA. RefSeq lists its product as uncharacterized. The transcript has a single exon. Bases 73 to 1377 code for a protein of 434 amino acids. The record is from RefSeq and is a predicted model, not a curated record. NCBI's taxonomy places the organism in Eukaryota, Metazoa, Arthropoda, Insecta, Diptera, Drosophilidae.